AAUAAAUAAAUAUUCGCAGACCGGAGAAGAUAAUCGGAGAUCGGAAACUAUGGCCGGACGAGACCGUUAUCUUCCAUCAUCGGCGGUGUCAACUUCAUCAUCAUCAAGACUAAUAGAAUCUCAGUUAAUCGAAUCCGAUCGAAAUCGAGCUCGAUCCUUAAUCCUCGAGGAUCGAAUCGCAAUCCAACACCGUGAAAUCCAAUCUCUUCACAACGACAACAAACGUCUAGCUGUGGCACACCUUGGGCUCAAAGACCAGCUCAAUUUGGCCAAGCGUGAGCUCGAACAUCUUCUCGAAACCGCUGCUAAAGUUAAAGCGGACGGAGAAGCUAAGGUCCGCGAGGUUUAUCAGAAUGCGUUGAGGAUGGAAGCGGAGGCUCGUGUGAUCGAUGGACUCGGAUUGGAGCUUGCUCGGGUUAGGUCGGAUGUACAGAGGUUAGCUACUGAUAGGCAAGAGUUAACUACAGAGCUUGCUAUGCUUGAUGGUGAGAUGGUUAAGGCUAAACCGAAUUCGGAUCGAGCCGUUGAGGUUAAGGCGGAGAUUGAGGUUCUACGAGGAGAGAUUAGUAAAGGAAGGGCUGCUCUUGAGCUUGAGAAGAAGACACGAGCAAGUAACCUUUAUCAUGAGCGCGGUAUGGAAAAGACUAUCGAUCACUUAAACCGUGAGAUUGUGAAACGUCAGGAAGAAUUGAUUAAUCUGGAGACCAAAGCUAGAGAAGCUGCUGAGACAGCUCCAAACCCAAGCCCUGGAUUGGCUGCAAGUAAUGGAAACACAGAUGAUAUGUAUGGAGGCCAAGGUCGGCUAUACCCUGAAGCUAAUGGUUCUCACGAGGCAAAUGGAGCAUCUGAUGGUCUCUCUCAACACCCGCCUUCUCCAUUGCAGCAUCCUCUUAAUACUCAACAUUCUAGUGUGUUGUGAUAGUGUCUUACUUACAUUUAUAGAGGUCAAAUACUCGAGUUGAGGAUAUAUUUUAAAGGUCUUAUUUAGGGAUUGUAUUUAUUAUCUUAUAUUGGAAAAUAUAAUCAAAAUAA
Capsella rubella is the source of this 1032-nucleotide messenger RNA. RefSeq names its product protein FLC EXPRESSOR. The coding region runs from base 50 to 919 and encodes 289 amino acids. The record is from RefSeq and is a predicted model, not a curated record. The transcript has 4 exons. NCBI's taxonomy places the organism in Eukaryota, Viridiplantae, Streptophyta, Magnoliopsida, Brassicales, Brassicaceae.